Molecule: messenger RNA, 1046 nt
Organism: Vitrella brassicaformis
Lineage: Eukaryota; Vitrellaceae
Source: the annotation of a GenBank genome assembly
UCGCCUCGUGCAUGCUCGGAGGAACCUCGUACACGCUCCGAAACCAAUCCGACCAGCACCCCACAAUCAUCUGCCGCGGGAGCCGUCCUACGCUCCUGGCGCCCGUCCAAGCGCCGAGUGGGCCGGGAGGAUCACGGAGCAACGCAUCAGCACUCGGGCUGUCUUCCGCGCCCCGCAACAGAAGCUCAGGCGGCCCGGGCCCUCACGGCAACCCCCCUUCGCCCCCGCCAGCCAGUCGAGGCCCUGCCCAGCCUCGGGCCUCACCGCCCCCGCACCAGCCUUCCACACCCUUCCCCGAAGAUGCCCUCCGUGACCUCCUUACAUGGGACAUGCACCGCAUCAGGACGGCCAACAUCCCGACGGUCACUCGCUGGCCGCUCCAGGACGAAUUCGCACUCCGCGCCACCAAGGCCGACCUCAUGAUCAACCACACGGACCCGCAGCUCCACGAGGCCGCGUGCCGCCUUGUAGUCCUGCUUCCAACGCUGCUUCUCUUCCCCACCAAGCGCAGUGACCCCACCGUCUGGCAGGCCCGUAUCCGCCUCUUCGACGAGGGCGACUGGAGGGCGCUGCGGGACGAGGCACUCGCAUGGGCAGGGCGACGCAGCAACACGACCCCCGCCACCAGCGCCAGCCGCGCUCGCCGCCUGGUCAAGUACGGAGAGCUUCGUCGGGCCGCCAACGCGCUCACAUCCGGCAGAGUGCUGCCCAACAACGAUGACACCCUUGCGAAGCUGCGAGCCCUACACCCGCCCGCCCCCUUCCCGCUCGACCCAUCCCCCACCCAGCCGCCAAACAACGCACCCCGCGCCGUCUUCGAACCUGACGAUGAACACCUCUUGGGGGCGCUCAAGACGGCGCCCAAGGGUUCGGCACAGGGAGGGACCGGGUGGCGAUAUGAGCAUCUCCGUGCGAUCCACAGCUGAAGAUGCAAGGUGCCCAUCCCCAAUUUCGUCCAUCUGCUCGUCCACUCACGGCUGCCCCCCUUCCUUCACCCCUUCCUCUCGGCAGCCCGCUUGAGCGCGUUCGAGAAGACCAACGACGAC